Oncorhynchus gorbuscha (pink salmon) is the source of this 4812-nucleotide messenger RNA. RefSeq names its product Rho guanine nucleotide exchange factor (GEF) 19 (gene arhgef19). The record is from RefSeq and is a predicted model, not a curated record. Gene Ontology annotation, molecular function: guanyl-nucleotide exchange factor activity; protein binding. The transcript is spliced from 18 exons. Gene Ontology annotation, biological process: regulation of actin cytoskeleton organization; activation of GTPase activity. NCBI's taxonomy places the organism in Eukaryota, Metazoa, Chordata, Actinopteri, Salmoniformes, Salmonidae. Bases 848 to 3724 code for a protein of 958 amino acids.
ACACUGUCUGCUUCCCACCCCUUUUCCCUCCUACUUGCCUUCUAUCCACUUUCAGUGCAUUUCUGUUGACACACAAGGAUCCGACCCAUGCGCACACACACACACACACACACACACACACACAGACAAACUAUCACACAUAUUCACAGAAAGGAAAACAUUUUAUCUCACACAGAUGGCUGCUAGCACACUCCUCUCUCGAUCUCUUUCUAUAAGCAGGUGUUGAAAUGCAACACUAACUAUUAGAGGCCGAGAGAAAAAGAGGGAGAGAGGGAGGAGAGAGAACGGGAGAGAGUGCACUUCCCCAACUGUAGCAGAGAGAGAGAGGGGACGAGAGGGAUUGUCAACGAGGAGAGGGAGAGCAGAAGCCUAAAGAGGGAUCUGCAUGGUAAGUAACCAGACCAGCGAGCACUUUUUUUCGUUUAAAGUUCCUGUUUUUUGUUGGAGGGAGAAGAAAAUAAAGACACAACGGAGGAGUCUGGACCCUGUCCCCUACUUUCUGGACGAGUGGAGUAAAAAUCUGAGGAAGACCCGAAGGGAAUGAAGCUGGGAGGGACACAAGGCAGUCAUGGAUAGCACAUAGAGCCUCAGCCAGACGCUAGGAUGGCCUGGAUUCACACACUGUCACUGGCAACCAUCCAGCUCAGAAGCUACUGAUACCCAUGAGCAGUGUUUCUGCAGGGAGAGUGUUUUUCUCUCCCACGCUCUGCCUCCAGACCAAUAGUAUAUCUCUGCUUGUGGAGACUGAUGCCUGUACAACAGCUGCUACACUCCAGGCCAAUACGAUGAUCCGUACAGAAAAAAUGAAGAACCAAUGAACCACGUUACAUAAAAAGGUUCAACAGUCAUGCUUCCCGGGUAUGGAUUCUCCCCUCUCCCUGACUUCCAGCCUCACCUCCAUGUCUUCCGUUGCCGAGGAGAGUGUCCCAGCAUGUGGUUCCCGGUCUCAGGCGAGUCCCAGGCUUUGAGCGAGGCCCGGGACGACAGGCCUCUCCUGCGGCAGUGCCAGCACAACCACAUCGCCGUGUGUCAGCAGGAGCGGCAGCAGCCUGUGACCCCCAGCGACAACAGCCAUGGAUCACCUACUGCAGACGCUCAGCACUCCACCCCUUUGCCUCUGAAUCAUCGCAAACACAUAAGGACUGAAGCAGAAAAUGGCGGCUGGAGGAGUAACCCUGAUCAAGACACUGAUACGGACCUGAGUUCAGACUCUCAGAUGCUAGGGGGUGAAGUUGAGCUUUUUAUCCGGGAAGAUAGGAGGACUGACCCUCCAGGGCAAGAGAAGUGUGAGAGACCCAUGGUGGUGUCGACGGUGUUUCGUCCCCUCCACACAGCCCUCAGCCUGCCCCUGUUCCUCCCUCUGUCCUCCCUGUAUAGGGACACAGACUACUGUAACUCUCAGCCACCUGGCUCUCCAUCCUCACAUGAGCCUCCGGAGAUGCAGACCCCAGACACCUGUCGACCCCAGAGGAGGACGUCACAGGGUUCACUCAAGGAAAAGUCUAUCCGGCGUAAGAUGCGAGUGUACUCACCAGACAGUCUGAGUGACGAUUCUUUGGCCAGCCCCAUUCUGGAUGGCGACUACCUCUUCUCAGGACCCUUCGAUUCCUUCCUGGAGGAGGACAUCGGGGGAGACCCUGUAGAUGCCACAAGCCCCUCAUCAACAGGGGGGACACCCAACCCCCAAAAGACUCCACCUUUUUCCGCAGAGCCGCUGCAGUUGUCAGAGCACUCAUCUGUCUUGAACUAUGGGGCUGUAGAGAAUUCCUCGGCCACCGGAGGAAGCUCUUUAGCCCACUCCAGUAUGGCGGAACACGAGCGGCGUCGCUUCUCAGCCUCAGAGCUGAUCUCACGGCUACAGCUUUCCCAGAGGAAGAACUCGUUCACACUAAAGCUUGGCAAAUCGCUGUCAGCUCGCGUGGCCUCCCGCGACAGGCAGAACCCCAGCAACUUCAGCCCUGACUAUAAGUCCACUUCCAGGCAUCGUGGCUCAGGUGGUGCCAGUGACAGCGCCCCCCAUAGUCCAGUAGGACCUACACCGCAACUGCCAUCUGCUGACAAAAACACGCAACAACAUCGACGUAGCACCGGAUUCACAAUCAAAAAUUUGAGGAAGAAAUCCAUUGAGGAUGAUUGGUGCACUCCUCCCACAGUCAGCAGAUCCAAUCGUCUGUCACGGUUUCUCCCCAGCUCAAUUCUGUACCAGGAGUACAGUGAUGUUGCAAUCAACCGAGAAAUCCUGAGGCAGCAGGGGGAGGAGCCAGGUGCUGAGGAGGAGGGGCUAAGGGAGGAAGGGGCUGGGGAGACUCCAUCUCCAUCUAAUCUGUCUCCAUCCAGCUCCUUUUGCUCGUCACGAGGCUCCGCCUUCUCGCUGUGGCAAGACAUCCCUGAUGUCCGGACCAGCGGUCAGCUGGACAACUUCAGCAACGUGGAGCGCAAACUACAGGAGGCCAAGUUUGAGCUGGUGACAUCAGAGGCGUCGUACAUUCGGAGUCUGACCAUCGCAGUGGACCAUUUUAUGCUGUCCCAGGAGCUGGGGGAGUGUCUGGGGGCCCAGGACAGACAGUGGCUCUUCUCCAAGCUCCCCGAGGUCAAGGACGUCAGUGAGAGGUUUCUGCAGGACCUGGAGCACCGGCUGGAGGAGGACAUCUUGCGUUUUGAUGUGUCUGACAUCGUCCUGGCCCACUGUCCCGCCCUGCGAAGGGUCUACCUCCCCUACGUGACCAACCAGGCCUACCAGGAACAGACCUACCAGCGCAUGUUACAGGAGAAUGCUCGCUUCCCAGGUAUCCUGGCUCGUUUGGAAGAAGACCCCAUCUGCCAGCGUCUUCCCCUCGCCUCCUUCCUCAUCCUCCCCUUCCAGAGGAUCACACGGCUCAAGAUGCUGGUGGAGAAUAUCCUAAAGAGGACAACACCAGGCUCUAGGGAUGAGGACACAGCCACCAAGGCCUUCAAUGAGCUGAAAAAGAUUAUAAAGGAAUGUAACUCCAGUGUGCAGUCAAUGAAGAGGAUGGAAGAGCUCAUUCACCUCAAUAAGAAGAUCCACUUUGAGGGCAAGAUAUUCCCUCUGAUCUCCCAGUCUCGCUGGCUGGUCAAGCAUGGAGAACUGCUCGAAGUGGACACACAGACCAUGAGUAUUUCUGGGUCAAAGUUCAAGUUGCCCACAAGGCCUGUGUACCUGCAUCUGUUCAAUGACUGUCUUCUGCUGUCCAAGAGGAAGGACACGUGGAAGUUCAUGGUGUUUGUUCACGCUAAGAUCGGGCAGCUGAAGGUGAAGGACCUCAGUCAGAAGCUUCAGGGCAUCUCAGGUUUCAUCUUCCACCUGCAGCUGUGUGAGGGCCGGCAACUCAAACACCAGAUCCUACUCAAGGCCCACACUGAGAGUGGGAAACAAAGAUGGAUCACAGCCAUGUUCCCCUCUGAUCCAUUGGAAGAUAUUGAGCAGGCCACUGAGAAUGAUGAUCUUUCCCAAGUUCAAUGCAUCAAGAGUUACCAGGCCCAAGAGCAUGAUGAGCUUACAUUGGAGAAAGCUGAUAUUCUUCAAGCCAAGACCAUUACAAGUGACGGCUGGGUGGAGGGCAUUCGGCUGUCAGACGGGGAGCGGGGCUGGUUCCCCAAAACCAACGUGGAGGAGAUCACAAGUCGCAGUGCGCGUCUCCGCAACCUCAGAGAAAACAUCCGCGUUAAGUGUGUCACACAGAAACUGGAAGAGGAGCUCUUUUAAGUGUCCUUUCCAUCCUGCAGGUUUUCAUUUACACUUGGAAUGUACAAUCAAACAGGGCAGCAACUCUCAACUCGUAUCCAUUAGACCCAGCUUUUAUGCAACACCAGUUAUACAAUAGCUGAGCAGUUUUAGAUUAUCUGGAUGUGGGAGUUUUAUUUAGUCUGCAGGUGCUCAUAAGGACAUCAUUUUUGGCAUAGCUCGAGCAUAAGCAAUAUUCUUAAGAAAUAUGGUUAUCCAGCUGCAUAGCAGUAAUUUUCUUUCACUCAUGCUUGCUAUGACUGCAUAUACAGUACAACUACUGUAACACAACUAUGGAAAUACUGUAUCAGAAACCAAGCAUUUGUCUUUGCCCCCAAGCACUGUAAUAGGAAUAAACAUAAUUUCAGACAUCACAUUCAACAAAACAUUAAGAACUACAGUGUUUGUGCAUCUUCCCUGUCUUUUGACUUUCACUGCUAGUUACACCCUAUUGACAAUAAGAGUUGUUUACGCGUAGACAAAAAUUAAGACAGUAGCACAUUAUAUUAUUGACCAACCACUACUACCAUCUACAUGCAGAUGUUCACCAUUCCAGUGACACAUUAAAUAUUUUUAAAAUAUAGUUAAAAAAAAAAGUUGUUAGUGCUAAUUUAAAUGUUUGGUGUUGUGUAUUUGUUUAUGCUCCUAUAGCUGGUUAUUCUCUAUGGAGAUAAUGAUGUACAUUUACAUAGUGUAGAUGCACUUGUUUAAAUGAGUAAUGGCUCAUUUACUAUUAUGACUGUAAUUUAUGAGGGCCAGGGUCUGCCAAAAAUAUGCCAUACCAUUUUAACAAAUCUUAGAACUUAUAAUACAUGCGCUACUUGAGAUUUCUGGUUCUGAACAUAAUACUUUAAAUGUUUUACCCCUGAAAUAAAUGCACAUACUAUUCAGUGUUUUAUAAGACCACUGCUGAAAUUGUUUCAUAUAAUAAUAUGUAGGUGAAGCCUGAAUGUUUGUGACCAUGACAUAAAGUUUGAGUUACUUGUACUGUACAUAUAAGUAUUGUACAUAAUAAGAACACAAUUUGGGAAAGGUAUCUAGUUACCUUUUAUUGAGUCCGUACAUUUCAA